GACAUGGAAUCUUGAAAGAAGCGAUUCUGUUACGACGCUGUCAAGCAGGAUUACGGAGAGAAGAACGGGAGGAUGAUUAGAAUCGGAGUGGUGUGGUGUAUGUUGAUAGGGGCACAUGGGUUUAUCUACGACUCUUUUCAUUUCGGAUGUCGACCCAUCACAAUGUUCUGCCACUUGUCAUGCGCGAACGGAUACGAGAAGGACGGCUCAGGAUGUGACAUAUGUCACUGCAAAGGCGUGGACACACACCUCCUAAUAGGGGAUGGCAACCAUCAUCACAUCCAGAACGCCUGUAUCCCCUCGCAGCAGAAUUGCCCUUUGAACUGUGAAUAUUACGUCAAGGGAGGAACCGGAUGUGAAUUCUGCAUGUGUGACAAUUCUCACCACAAUACAAAUCAGCCAUCCUCCACCCAAUCAACAGCGGCCUCAACCUCAACAAAAGCAGCGACCUCUACAACAGCAUCAGCGACAUCUACUUCCGGUCAGACCGGCGCCACCACUCAUGAUCCAAUCGACUGCGAGCUUACAAAGCAAGUUUGUGACGAGAGGUGUCAUGGCGAAUAUCUCAUUGACCACAAGGACUGUACAUUUUGCGUCUGUAAAUCUGACCUCGGUUAGGUAUGGAUGUACAAGUCAUAUAUCAUACAGAGUGUGAAAGGGACGAGGGAACAAACGCGUGCAUGAGAGGAACCAAUCAAAACAUUUUGUAUAUUUCUAAAGAAAUAAAACAUUAAUCGGAGUAAA
Messenger RNA from Ostrea edulis (European flat oyster), 744 nucleotides. RefSeq lists its product as uncharacterized. NCBI's taxonomy places the organism in Eukaryota, Metazoa, Mollusca, Bivalvia, Ostreida, Ostreidae. The record is from RefSeq and is a predicted model, not a curated record. The transcript is spliced from 5 exons. Gene Ontology annotation, molecular function: serine-type endopeptidase inhibitor activity. The coding region runs from base 73 to 618 and encodes 181 amino acids.